CACACACCAAUGUCUGUCCUGCUUCUCUGAAUUCAUGUCGCCAAUUCGUAGCUAAUUCCUGUCCCUUCUCUCUCUCUCUCUCCCCCUUGGUGGUGCGACUCUAGAGCUGCCGCAUCGGUGGCCAUGCUCUCCUUACACCUUCGCCGCGUGCGCUCAAAAGCAACAGCACCAGCACCAGCACCACCGAAAGGCCGAGCAAAGGGCCGACGACCAAGCACGCGCCCGACGCCAUCCCGCCUGACGCCAACCCGGCAGCAGCGCGAGCAUCAGCCCGAGCAGCUCUCGCAACUCAUCCGCGCGCUCAAGCACCGCAGCCGCCCUCCUCCUCCCCCCAAUGCGCAAUCGAAUCCCGACAGCGGCCGCCGCGCCCGCCCCUGGGCCGAUGGCGUCAGGGAGCAGUUCCGCGCCUCGCUGCUCGGCGGCGUCGCCCGCGCAAACCAGGUCGACAUCUUCCGCGAUAUCCUCGCCGGGCCCGGCUACGAGCCACGCCAGUGGCCGCAGAGAUUGCUGCCCCGCACGCCGCGCGAUCUCAUGAGCCGUGACUUUGUGAAGCUGGCGCGCAGGGAAGAGAGGGGAAAAGAAAGAGGAGGAGGAGGAGGAGGAGUGGAUAAAGAGACGACCCUCGUCGUCCAUGCAGCUAAGCUGGCGCUGCGCGAUGCGCUCCAGACGUGCGAGUACGAGCACGACUACGUCUGCAUCAUCGACGGCUUCAUGAGCAAUCCCGUCCUGACGCGAGACCACAAGCUGGAGCUGCUGGGCUGGGUGAGCAAGCACGUGAGCGCGCGGCUGCGGGCGACCGUCCAGGCGCAGAUAACAGUCCUGCGGGCACGCAAGCAGCUCGUCCUCGCCAACGCGUUCAGCGCGCGCGUUUGCGAGGGUGAGCUGCUCCCCCCGCCGCUGAUCGAGCUGGGCCUGCUCAGCGCCGUGCGCUGCCGCGCCUUCCAGGCCAUGCACAACUACCUCGGCGCCGCCCUCGCCCGCAACAAACCCCUUCCCAGCGCCCUGCUCCGCGCCUUUCUGCACACCGCCCUCCUGCCUCCCCCCGGGGCUGCCGACGGCUACCAGCUCCUCCCAAACGCCGACAGAGACGACACCACUGUCCGCGACUGGCUGCUGCUCCGCCUGAGCAGCCUCGUCGACCGCUCCGACUGGUACGGCAGCUACGAGCCCUUCCUGCGAGCCGUAGCGCACGAGGGCCACACGCGCCGCCUCUGGCACGAGUGGAAGGCCGUCCAGGCCGGCCUGCAGAACGACAAGAGGCCGCAGCAGCAGCAGCGGCGGCGGGCGGGGCGGGCGGGGCUGCCGGGGCCGCGCGACCAGUGGCACGACGCGAUGCCCUCGCCCGUCGCGUGGAGCGCCACCGAAGAACACCGCGUCGAGCGGCGCCUGGCGCAGCGCGGCCUCCGCUGGACCGCCACCGCGCGCGCGGAGCUGGCCUUCGUGCUGAUGUUCCUGCGCGCGCGCGACCCGGGCCGCGCCUGGGGCGUGCUGGUCCAGUCGGCCGCUUUGCCCGUCGAUUGUCUCCCGUGGCACGUCCAGGCCUUGCUGCUAAAGCACCGGAAGGCUGUGCCGAAGGGCUUGCUUGCUAAUCAGGGCGCGGGCGUGCUUGCGGACUUGUGUGCUGCGAGGCUGGCGGGUGUGGAGUGCGAGCUGGCUGGGGUCGAGGAGCAGCUGCUUGGGAUCAGGCCACGGCCGGCCAGGGUCAGGCAUGUGGGUGUCGAGGUCGAGCAAGAAGAAAAGCCGGCCAAUGUCAGGAAGAUUGGGCAUAUGCCGGAGAUAAUCAGGGUAGCGCUGCCCGAGGUGGAGCAAAAACAGCACCCCUCCCCCGCGCCCCAAGACCUUCGCCCCAACACCAGCAUCCGCGACGCAACCCUCACCGCGGUCGAGCAAGCGCUGCACGUCGAAAUCCCGCAGGAGCCGCACGUCGAGUUCGCGUUCGCGGCCAACAGCAACGACGUGGCCAGUAAGCACGCGCUCCAGCAAACGCUGAUGGGCCUAUACGAGGCAAUGCUGGAAGAGAUCGAGCUGGCUUUGGGGCUGGGGACGUGGGUGUGGGAUGAGGAGAGCGGGACGGGCUGGCAUGAGGAGGGGGAAUGGCGCGAAUUAACAGCCGACGCCGCCGCAUGGCAAGAAGAGGAAGAGAAGAAGCAUCAGCUUCAGCAAUCCUCAGCGGCCAAGCGCUCGCCUGCUGACGAUGGCGACCGCACGGGGCUACUGCACCAGUAUUAUGAGACCGAACUGGCUAAGAUCGAGCAAGCAAUGGGGCUUGGGAAGUGGGUGUGGGAUGAGGGCAAGGGCAGGGGCUAUCAUGAACAGCCGGAAUGGCUCCGCGAAUGCGCAUGGUUCGCAACCGACGCCUUAUGGCAAGAAGCGAAGCUGCAGCUUCAGCGGCAGCAUCCCUCGCCGGCUAAGCGCUCGCCUGCCGCUGACGAUGACCCCGCCGGGCUGCUGCGCCUGUAUGAGACGGAACUGGCUAAUAUCGAGCAAGCUAUGGGUCUGGGGAAGUGGGUGUGGGACGAGAGCAAGCGGAUGGGCCACCAUGAGCAGCCGGAAUGGGUCCGCGAAUGCACGUGGCUAAUGCUUGACCCCGCGUGGAGGGACGUGUUUCGCCACUGGGGGCUGGACGACGAGGAGCGCGUUGCUGAGGAGAAGGAGGGCGACGACGAUGACGGCGACGGCGUGAAAGAGGAAGAGGAGGUAGGGCGUUGAUGAUGCUGGUGGUGCUGGGGGUUUGUUGUAGGUGGGCGUGCAGGCAGCUAGAUUAGAG
Molecule: messenger RNA, 2767 nt
Organism: Aplosporella prunicola CBS 121167
Lineage: Eukaryota; Fungi; Ascomycota; Dothideomycetes; Botryosphaeriales; Aplosporellaceae
Exons: 5
Coding region: 124-2709 (861 amino acids)
Source: RefSeq, a predicted model, not a curated record